UUCUACGUGUGUGUACGCAGCUCAAUUUGGUAUCAGCCAAUUCAAAAGGAUCAGCCAUCAGCAUGGCGGCUUACGAGCGGGAAAUUCCAUUUUUGAGUAUCCCUGAGCCUGAGUCGAGUGUUCAUGGUCUCUCUGCUGUAUGGGGUAGAGGAAACCAGCUAAUCCUUCACACUGGAUGUGGGCAGAGGAGGAAAGCGGAGGGCAGUGGUGACCAAGUAGUCUACCACCAGACCCCGUCCACACUCCAUCAGGUAGAAUGGCAGACAGACAUGCACAACCCACACACCAGGAAACUUGUUAUGCAAUCACAUGAUGUUUUUGUUUCGCUACAAAAGCAAUCUCCCGAGGACAAGAACGCAUCAAGGAAACCUCAAUUAAUAAAGUGCAGUCGACAUUAUCGGGCAUUCAUAGCUGAAUGCGUGCAGGAUCUCCGCAAGGCCUCAUUAGACCCAAAUGUAGAUCAAACAGAAGCAAGAGAGUAUGGAGACCAAUGUGAAAUCUUCCAGACCAUUGGAUUGAUAUGGAGUCUGUGUGAAAUCCUCUUUGUAGAGACAUUGCCAGGUGGUAUAGUCUUACAGCAGCUGUUAGACUGGGUCAAGCUACACUUCACAGAGGGCGAUGUCAAGGCUAGAAACAUUCUCAUGGCAGAGGAGAUCGAGACCACAGAAGAAUACUGGUCUGCUAUCUACAUCUACAUCCUACAAGGGAGACUCACUGAGGCCAGGCAUAUGCUUUCAUUGGAUCCAAAGUUCCAACAUGACACUCAUGGGGCUUAUGGUAGAAUCGAUGAGCUGAUGCGGCGUAUGCCUGUGUUUGGAACCCUGAGUCGACAGUCCCUGGCAGAGUUUGACCUGAAGUGGCGCCAUUGGCAGGACACCUGUAGACAGUGUCUUGAAGAUCAGAGCUUCGUUUCGUAUCCAAGGCUGGAGGUCGUCUGUAAGAUCCUUUGUGGUGACCAGUCUGUCUUGCUGCAAGAGGUUGGGGACUUGAUCCAAGAACUUGGCGGCUGGUACCACCUGAUGGUCACUCGACUCCUCUACACCAACCCAACGGUCAAGGCAAUGGACCUUCACUACCAUGCCAAGGCCAGCAUGGAUGCGUGUGGCGUCUCUGGUAGAAUGACAUCGUUGGACAGUAUCUUGGACAAAGCCUUGGAGUUUGAUAUCUACCAGAUGAUCAAGAUCAGCAGUGCAACAUUGAGUAACUGGUGGUUUGUAGCUCACCUCUCCGACCUCCUUCACCACUGUGGUCAGCUGGACUCACAUCAACUCAAUUUUGGAUCUGAUCUGAGAGAGUUUCUCCUGCUUGAAUAUUCCUCUACACUGAUGUCUCAUACAAGUUUCUGGCAAGUAGUAGCUGACUAUCUAGAUCACUGCCCUCAAUUUGGAAGACAUUAUCUGGAGUUAUUUAUUGAGCGGAUCCCUCUGAAGACCGAGAGGAAAGCCCUCAAGGUUCUCAAAGCUUGUGAAGACAGAGACAUGAAGGAACAAGCCCAGAGCAUCUGCAAGGUCCUCGGGAUGCGCUGCUAUCGUCAGGGGCGACUAGGCUCCGCCCUGACCUGGUGCCUGAGGUCGCACGACCCGACCUUUGCGACCUACCUGGCCGAUAAGUUCCUGACAGAGUACAGCCUGAAGGGAGGCUUCACUAACAUUGAUCUCCUGGAUAACCUGGGCGCUGGGAUGCUGCUCAGUGACAGACUCACAUUCCUCGGUAAGUAUCGUGAAUUCCAUCGCCUGUAUGAGCAGGGAGACUUCAGCGAUGCCGGAGCUCUUCUCCUGUCGUUGCUUCGAGCUAGACUGGCCCCAAAACAGUUUUGGUUGACCCUUCUCACCGAUGCUCUACCACUGCUGGAGCUGGACGAGGUAGUCUUCAGCAGCAAACAGACGUAUGAGCUGCUCCGAUGCCACGAGGAGCUGGAGAGAUGGUUCAAAUCAGAGGAGUACAAGACACGCAUCCUACCAAAGAAGAGCAAGGGCCAGUUGGAAUUGGAGAAGGAGAAACUAGAACUGCUUCAGCUGGGUCUAUCCAGGAACAUAGCGCAGGCUUUGCUUAAAGAGGGCUGUGGAUCGCUCCAAGGAUCAUGAUAGGGUGUGUCAUGAAAAAAAUAGUUGAACUGAACCUAGCUCUUGAUACAUGUAUGUUUCAAAAAGGAUGUUAGGUGACUCUAAAAAAUCAUGAUGCAUAGUGUAAAAAAAUACUGAACGAACAUUGUGUAGUCUUUGCUUCAAGAGGAAACUGAUCGCUGGUGAAAGAUGGUGAUGCAUGAUGUCUCAUAAAAAACCAUGGAACUAAACGUUGCAAAGUCUUCGCUUGAAGAGAGAUGUGGAUUGCUACAGAGAUCUUGAUAUAUGAUGUCUCAUUAAAACCAUGGAGCUGAAUGUAGCAAAGUAUCUGCUUUAAGAAGGGUUGUGGGUUGUUACUUGCUCCAAAGAUGAUAUAUGGUGUCUCAUGAAAAGUAUGGAACUGAAGAUAGCUCACGCUUUGCUUCAAAAGGUAUACCAAGGAUCGUGGUACAUGGUGUGUCAUGAAAAUCGUUGAACUGCACGCAGCACAAACUCUGCUCCAAGAAAGAUUUGGGUCACUUCAAAAAUUGGGAUAUAAGGUGUUUCAUGAAAAGUGUUGAAC
This is a messenger RNA of Strongylocentrotus purpuratus (purple sea urchin), 2625 nucleotides long. RefSeq names its product nuclear pore complex protein Nup85. Gene Ontology annotation, biological process: positive regulation of DNA-templated transcription; protein import into nucleus; mRNA export from nucleus. Gene Ontology annotation, molecular function: structural constituent of nuclear pore. The transcript is spliced from 19 exons. NCBI's taxonomy places the organism in Eukaryota, Metazoa, Echinodermata, Echinoidea, Camarodonta, Strongylocentrotidae. Gene Ontology annotation, cellular component: nuclear pore outer ring. Bases 63 to 2084 code for a protein of 673 amino acids. The record is from RefSeq and is a predicted model, not a curated record.